Messenger RNA from Hevea brasiliensis (rubber tree), 1380 nucleotides. Its product is annotated as E3 ubiquitin-protein ligase At3g02290. The coding region runs from base 465 to 1142 and encodes 225 amino acids. Gene Ontology annotation, molecular function: ubiquitin-protein transferase activity. NCBI's taxonomy places the organism in Eukaryota, Viridiplantae, Streptophyta, Magnoliopsida, Malpighiales, Euphorbiaceae. The transcript is spliced from 5 exons. The record is from RefSeq and is a predicted model, not a curated record.
GUUGAAAGUGGAUUGAUUCUAUCACCCACUACCAGAGAGAAAGAGAGAGACGGCAGCUUUAUUUUCGCGGCGCAUUCGUAGCUUUCUUAGCCGAAACAUAAAUCCGAUUUUCGAUUCCUUCUCUAUCUCUCUCCCCAAUUUUCGGGUUGUCUCAGAUUCUCCCAUUUCACAAAAUAGUCCAUCGAUCGUUUCUCUCUCUUUCUCUCCCCACUUCUCUCAGCUCGCUCCAGGUGAUCAUAAUUGUACAACCAAAUAGAAAAUAGGAAUUUGGCACUUAAACGGGAGAGAGAGGGUACUGGUUUGCGGAGGCAAUUGAACUUCUGUGAGCUUAGAGUCCUCUCUCACACUCUGUUCAUUUAUUCAAGACAAUACAUCCAAUGCAGUGCAGCUUUGAUUUUUACUGUUGAGAUUGGAGAAUUCUUGUGGAGGACAUUUUGUGAAAGAAAGGGAUUGCAACGGACACCAUGGGUUCUGUUUGCUGUUGUUUGCAUGUUGAGGAUUUUGAGGAUUAUAUGAAUCCUAACAGUGGUCUGUAUAGAAACUGCAUGUGUCUCAGUUGCUUUGUACAGAAUUUUCUACAUGUGUAUUCCUCAAUAUUUCGAAGAGGGGAAGUGCAUGCAGUCCCUUCAUCCAUCCAGGGGGCAGCUUCUAUGACUUCUGCUUCACUGGACAACUCUCUUUCUGACAUGUACCAUUCUCCUCCAAGGCCCUUACCAUAUGAUGCCGAUCCCAGAUAUUUUCGCUUGCAGUGUGACGGUCUGGUUUCAAGACGUGAGAAGGGCUCAAGUCAUUUACAUGAAGAAUCAGACCGAUUGAGAAGUGAUAAUGAUGCUGAUUCUGAUUCCUUAAGUACAACAGACAAAUGGACUGCAUCUGCUUGUGAAGAAGGAUCCAAAGAACAGUGUGUUAGAUCUUCGCUGAAGCUCUCAUCAGCAAAAACUUUUGGGAUUGGAUACAUUUAUUCAUCCAUUGAAGAUGAGGAUUUCUGUCCAACAUGCCUUGAAGAAUAUACACCAGAGAACCCCAAGAUAGUGACUAAAUGUUCCCACCAUUUCCACCUUGGUUGUAUUUAUGAAUGGAUGGAAAGAAGUGACACCUGCCCAGUCUGUGGCAAGGUGAUGUUAUUUGAUGAAACGACUUAAUCUUUGUUUGUGGGUUUGUGUUAUGGAUGAAGCCAUCAACAACAGGGGAAGAAAGAAAACCAUAAGGAGACUUGUAGAGUUCAUUGUGAAUAUUGCAGGUUAAAGUGUUUGUUUUCUAUGGUAAAUAUUGAAAAUAGUUAAAAAAUGAGGUUUCUUCAAAAUGCCCUUCAAACAUUUUUCAUCAAUAUGAAUGGCAAUCUGCUUAUAGCUUUGUCAAAACAUGGCUUGAGCUUUGGUA